UUCGCUUGUCACGGAAGGUUUUACAAUACCUAUAAGAAAUUUUUGUAUUAUAAUUCAAUUAUUUUGUUCUUUCCCCAAAAUGUUGCUUUCACAUGAAUCUUAUUUUCCCUUUAUAUGUUCUUCUUUAAAAUAUUCUUCAAUGCGUGUUACAAUACACUAAAUCAUGUUCUUUAUUUACAAUACUUCAGUGGAUCAGUAGACUUGGUUUUGUGUGUGUUGUUGCCUACUUCUUCGUGAUGGAUAAAGGAGUGACUUGUGAGCAUCUCAAUAAGCUAGCUGAUUCUCUUGAGAAGGAGUUAUGGCAAUCGAAAGAGACAUUAACAUGUUUCGAUUGUGGAUGUCCUGGACCUAAUCUAUGGAUAUGCCUGCAACCAGAUUGUCAUCACAUUGGCUGUUCUGAAGUUAAGAAUGAUCAUAGCACUAUACACCAAAAGAAUUUUUCACCACAUUGCGUUCAUAUGAAUGUGUCCACUGAGAGGAUAUGGUGUUAUACAUGUGAAAAGGAAGUCCAUAUCAGAGCUGCCCUUGCGCAUGGUAUGCAAGCAGAGACGGUGUCUGUUGACGGUUCAAUAAGCAGCGCCCGAUUUAGUACAACAGGAUUAGCGCAUGAUGAUGACCUCGAUCCAGAGGACAUGGACUACGAAGAGUACCAACUUCUUUCAGCAGGUCUUGUGGGGCUUCAGAACAUGGGUAACACAUGUUACAUGAAUGCGGCAUUGCAAGCCCUCAGCAAUACAGCGCCGUUAUCGUCGUACUUUCUAGAAUGUUCCGCGGCGGUCGCCGUGCUGGCGGCCGACAAGAAGCCAGGUUUAAGUCGAGCAUACCAAAAACUAAUUAAAGAAAUGUGGAGUAGAAAAACAAGAGGCUAUGUUGUACCUAACGGUAUCUUGUACGGUAUACGGAAUGUGCACCCUAUGUUCCGUGGAUAUCACCAACACGACACCCAGGAGUUCCUGCGAUGUUUCAUGGACCAACUACAUGAGGAGUUGAAAGAACCGGUAUGGGAUGGUACGCCGGAUGAUAAACUAGAUUCAGAAGCGGAUGGUGAUCACUCGGAUAGCAGAAAUGUACAUAUACGUCGGCGUGCCGCGUCUUCAGGAGCAAGUGAUGCGCCAUUCUUCGCUCGCAUGAGGCGGAAAUCACCAGCGGCUUCGUCGUACAGUGAAUCCAGAGCUGAAGGAUAUUUAAGGGUGUCUGAGGGCGGCUCUGCGGGGGUCACGGGGGGCACCGGCGGCGGGGGGGUCACCGGCGGUGCGGGGGGUCGCCACCGCCGCUCGGCCAGCUUCGGCGGCACGCAUCACCUCGCGUACUCCGCACUCACCAGCCUCAACGGCACCACAGGUGGCGGAUGGUCGCCGCGGUCGGGCGGGUCGGAGUCGGAGUCGUCGUGGUCGAGCGAGGCCGACGACCGCUACGAGACCUGCUCCAGCGGAGCCAGCGACGCGCCCGCCUCCGCCUCCGCCUCCCACCCGCGCCCGCACCGGACGCUCAAACAGCCAGCAGUGGGAGAAGAUGGUGGGUCGGGUGGCGGUGACGGCGGCUGCGGUUCGGUCCGGUACCGCAGCGUGGUGUCCGACGUGUUCGACGGGAAACUGCUCUCAUCUGUUCAGUGCCUCAUAUGCGACCGGGUGUCAACCCGAGUGGAGACCUUCCAAGACCUGUCGCUGCCGAUUCCAUCGCGUGAACACCUGGCCGUCCUGCGGCAGCAGUCUGCUCUCAGCCACGCUGCAGCCGUCGCCGCAGCCUCGCAGGACUCCUGGGUGUGGUGGUUACUGAGCUGGCUACGGUCAUGGUUCUAUGGGCCGGUGGUAUCGUUGCAAGACUGUCUCGCGGCGUUCUUCAGCGCAGACGAACUCAAAGGCGAUAAUAUGUAUAGCUGCUCCCGGUGCAACAAGCUGCGCAACGGCGUAAAGAUGUCGGGCGUGGUGAGGUUACCGGAAGUUCUGUGCGUGCACUUGAAGCGUUUCCGGCACGAACUCAUGUUCAGCGCUAAAGUGGCGGCGCGCGUUUCCUUCCCCACGCAGGACCUCAACAUGGCGCCGUACAUGCACAAAGAGUGUACAUCAAAGGUGAGCCGGUACGAGUUGUGCGCGGUGAUCAGCCACGCGGGCACGGCGGGCGGCGGACACUACACGUGCGCCGCGCGCAACGGGCGCGCCUGGUACUCCUACGACGACCACACCGUCGCCCCGCUCCCCGCGCACCACCUCGCGCACUGCGAGGCCUACGUGCUCUUCUACAAGAAAGUGAACCCCCAAAUGGUUGUGCUGAGGCAAAAGGCGGCUGAAAUAAUGGAAUCGACGACUGCGGAACCAAAUGAUAUAAAGUUCUACAUUUCAAAACAAUGGAUCAACAAGUUCAACACGUGGGCGGAGCCGGGCCCCAUCGACAACAGCGACUUCGUGUGCUGCCACGGCGGCGUGCGGCCCGACCGCGCGCCCCACGUGCAGCAGCUCGCCGCGCGCAUCCCGCACCAGCUGUGGCAGUUCCUGCACGCGCAGUUCGGCGGCGGGCCGGCCGCCACACACGCGCACGAGUGCGGCGCGUGCGCGAGAGCGGCGCGGAGGCUGCGGGCCCGGCGCGCCGCAGAGCUGGCCGCCUUCUACGACCUGCACGCCGCCUUCCAAGAGCAGGAACAUCCGCGUGUCAUCUACGCAAUGAGCAUGCACUGGUUCAGACAAUGGCAGGCGUUCGUGAGGAACAAGACGCAGCAACCACCGCCGCCAGUCGACAACAGCGGCAUUGUCACAAAACAGGAAAACGACGGCAUCACAACACAUAUACUCAAACAAGGCUCAGACCACGCUCAACUCAGCGAGGAACUUUGGAGGUUCUUCACGGAUAUCUACGGAGGUGGUCCUGAGGUAAAACUCAAGUGUCCCACCGCCACCGUGCAGCCACUCACCAAUGACAGGGACCCGAAGUUCUUCGAGAACCGACGCCUCUCCAGAAAAUAUUCGGAGUCAGACAAAGAAGAGUACUGUACGAAAUCCACCUCAGAAAUGAACAUAAGAGAUACAGUACAUGGGGAAUUGCAAAAGAAUCAAUCGUUACAAAAUAUCAACAGACGAUACAAAGUCAACAGGACAAUGGCUGAUUCAGACGAAGAUGUCAAUUACAGACACACAUUUCAGUAUAAGAGGCACGAACCAAAUGGCAACUAUCAAGAUUCCGAUGAGGAAAUGGACUCGAGUCCUCCAAACUAUGUCAACACAGUGAGAAUGGAAAAUGGGGUCGACAGUUCAGAUCACGAUGCCAACGACAAUCCAGUGUACAACAGGAGGCAAAACGAAAAAGAAACAGACCUACCCAAUUUAGACAGUAUAUCCCUUAAAAGUAAACCAAAAUCGGGCAAAGUGAGAAAAAUGAAAAGACGGACAGUGAAAUGAUUCUUUCUAGCUUUCCAGUUCGUUCACAGGUUGAGGCAGAAGGUGGCUUCGAGCCGUGACUACGUCUGAACAUUCCUAUGGUGACUGGUGUUAACAUACUGUGCAUUUAUUAGGCUCGAAUAAACUGUGGGACUGUGGUCUCUGUACGAAGCGAUAUUUUUCUAAAUUAUGAUAAUUAAACUGCGGCCUCCAAGCCCCGCAACGGAAAGGGUGUUAUUAUUUUUAGUACAAUUUAUAAUUUAGUUCAAAUUCAGGUCUAGAGAUGUUAGAUACUUGAAUUAAUGUUAUACAGACUGUAUAAUUAUAUAAUGUAUAUCUUUGUAAAAUUGUAAUGAAGUUAACCAUAACAAUUACUGUAUAGAUAUUUCUUGUUAAAGGGCGCUUUAGUAAUUUAUUGGUAUUAUAUUGUAUUAUAGUAGCGUCAGACAUAAGCAAUCAAAAUAAAUCUAAAUGUAACUGUUAAUUCCCUUUGUUAUACCGUGGGCGACCAUAAAUGAAUUCGUGAACGGCCACGGUACUACUUAACGGUAAAUUAUAAAAGUGCCCAAUAGGUAGUCUAUUUCCCCGACUGCAUUUCUUGUUUCCCCGUUUUACCAUGUGGAUUAGGUAUUUAUUUUGUUAUUACUGGUUCUAAGUCUAUGUGUUAUUUGUUAAUAAAUGGAUCAACAAUAAAAUUUAUUUCAUCUAUAUUGGCUGCAAUGUAGUGUUUAAUUUCAUUAGAUAUUUAAUGCAAUAUAUAAGAUACUACUCUGUUUAUAAAGCGCUAAAAUUUCCAUAUAAGAUACAUAAAUGCGAUCUUAAUAAUUAAACAUAUUAAAAAUCUCAAGUCUCUGAUUCCGAUUUAGAUGAAUUUUAAAUUAAGCAUAG
Molecule: messenger RNA, 4256 nt
Organism: Achroia grisella
Lineage: Eukaryota; Metazoa; Arthropoda; Insecta; Lepidoptera; Pyralidae
Gene: Usp20-33
Product: ubiquitin carboxyl-terminal hydrolase 20
Exons: 21
Coding region: 237-3389 (1050 amino acids)
Biological process (GO): protein deubiquitination
Molecular function (GO): zinc ion binding; cysteine-type deubiquitinase activity
Source: RefSeq, a predicted model, not a curated record